Molecule: messenger RNA, 2935 nt
Organism: Silurus meridionalis
Lineage: Eukaryota; Metazoa; Chordata; Actinopteri; Siluriformes; Siluridae
Gene: vtcn1
Product: V-set domain containing T cell activation inhibitor 1
Exons: 5
Coding region: 1035-1853 (272 amino acids)
Source: RefSeq, a predicted model, not a curated record
AGUCUGCUGUACAGUCUAACCUAAUAUUGUCUAAUGUACAGUCUAACCUAAUAUUGUCUAAUGUACAGUCUAACCUAAUACAGUCUAAUGUACAUUCUAACAUAAUACUGUCUAAUGUACAGUCUAACCUAAUACAGUUAAUUGUACAGUCUAACCUAAUAUUGUCUAAUCUACAGUCUAAACUAAUACAGUCUAAUGUACAGUCUAACCUAAUGCAGUCUAAAGUACAUUCUAACAUAAUACUGUCUAAUGUACAGUCUAACCUAAUACUGUCUGAUGUACAGUCUAACCUAAUAUUGUCUAAUGUACAGUCUAACCUAAUACAGUCUAAUGUACAUUCUAACAUAAUACUGUCUAAUGUACAGUCUAACCUAAUACAGUCUAAUGUACAGUCUAACCUAAUACAGUCUAAUGUACAGUCUAACAUAAUAUAGUCUAAUGUACAGUCUAACCUAAUGCAGUCUAAUGUACAGUCUAACCUAAUAUUAUCUAAUGUACAGUCUAACCUAAUAUUGUCUAAUGUACAGUCUAACCUAAUGCAGUCUAAUGUACAGUCUAACUUAAUACAGUCUGAUGUACAGUCUAACCUAAUACUGUCUAAUGUACAGUCUAACAUAAUACUGUCUAAUGUACAGUCUAACCUAAUACAGUCUAAUGUACUCUUAAUGUGAUUGACUUUAAGGGAAGUCUCUUUUCUGUUUGUUUAGUGUGAUGAUGAACAUAUACAUGUGUUUAGCAGGACUAUGUUAAACAACAUGGACGUGCCAGGAUUAAGCAGAAUUAAUGCUGUGUGUUUAAAAAAACACCUUACAUCAGGCUUCAGUUAUUUCACCUGAGCCUUAUCAGGCAAGUCUACGCCUCUAGAUGCCAAUAUUGACAGAAGGUGCUGCUCCCAUGCUUCAGGGUGGAAUUCAAUAUAAAGCAGACAGACCCAAGUGGACCCUUGCUGGUGUAUAUUUCUUCCUCAUGUUAUUGUCAAAAAACGGGUUGCUUUAUGAGCGCUGAGGGAGAUAAUCAGCACCGAUGACUUCAGUAUGGCAUCGAUUGGACAAAUUAUCUUUUGGAGCAUGAUUGUUCUUAUAUUUGUAAUUGCUGGAAUCAUAAUUCUACUUCUGGCUAUUGCAUUUUCAGUGUCCCAGGGCUCUGUAGUGACUAAUACACCAUUUCCUGUGGGCAAUCUGGGAAAGGAUGUGAUGCUAGGCUGCAAGUUCCAAACCAAAACUGGCCAAAUUUCUUCUAGUGUGUCGAUCACCUGGCAAAAGGACGGCCUCACUGGGGUAGUUUAUCAGUUCCAGAACAACGCCGGUCAUUUACAGGAUCAGAACCCCCAGUUUAAAAACAGGGUGACUCUUUUUCCAGAUGUUAUCACCACAGGCAAUGCCUCCCUUCUCUUAAGGACGGUGAGGAUGGAGGAUGAGGGAGUGUAUCGCUGCAGUGUGACUGCUUCUGGAGUCACGGGUUCAGCCAGCAUUCGCCUCAGAGUGGGUGCUUUCUCAGCUCCCAAUAUAACCAGAUCAGAGAACAACAGUCUGGCAGCCAACGCUCCACGAUGGCUCCCUAAACCUGAUGUAACCUGGUUAGACUUGAAUGGAUCACAGUUAAACAGCAGCACUCAGUUUUCUACACUAACGAUGGGGAUUGUGCAGGUUACGAGCAACCUCCAAGUCCAAGUGACUGAUGGGAUCUACACCUGUAUCAUCCAGAAUGCUCUUGUCACAGCUCUCUCUACAGCAACAGUUACAGGUAAUGGAGUUUCAACAACGACUGACUUCACAUUUAAUUCAUCCCCAAACAUUAUGAAGUCACAUGUCAUCAGCACAUCCUUUAUCCUUUUCUGUAUGUUGGUACGGUGAAGGUACAACUUAUGGCUGGUGGAUAAGGCACAGACUAUUAGCAGAGACAUGAUUCACAUUGUGCUGUAAAACACACACACACACACACACACACACACACACACACACACACACACACACACACAAGGUUCUGUAAAUAAAAAAUAUUUUAAUAUAACCUUUAAAUAAACAUCAGUAAUGGCAAUGAAUAGAAUUGUUUUAUUUAAAUUCCUGCUGUUGACGUUGAUGAUUAUGUUAAUGAUGAUGAUGGUGAUGCUUUUUCUUUGGUCUUUCUGCUGUGAUGUAGUAAACCAGCAGAUGGCGACACUGCCGCUCACCGGUCAGAUGAUCAGGUCAAAGCGCGUGGCACUAUAAACCCCGCCCACCUGCCCGUACGCGUUCGCCGAUUGGUCAGACAGCUAAGUUCUCAAAUAUCUAUAACGUGAAAGCAGGUUGCCCGAUCCGGUGUUUUAUCGCGAGUCUAUCAUAUAAUCAUAAUAUUUACAUAGUAUUUACAUUAUAUACUAUAUUUUAAAUUAUCGAGUCGGAUUAUGACGUUAUAUUAGCGUUAUAUUAAGGUCUAUUAUACAUGUUUUUUAAACCUUUAAUAGGCGAAGGUUUUUUGCCUAAUGCAAACAGUAAAUCUAUGAAUGCCUGCAGUGGAUUAACAGGGAAAAUGUGAAUGUGGGAUUAAUGUGCACGUCAAGUCACUGAAUUUGAUUGAUUCAGUAAUUCGUUUAUUUAUCCUAAGAAUAUAAAAAUUGAUGCACAGUGAUGUAAAAAAAAUAAUGCAAAUCCAUACUGCGUGGUUCAUCUUGAUGCUCUUUCUCUGGAUUGAGGUCUAUGAAGUUACUAACAUAGUAGGAUGGAUUUUUAUUGUAAUAAUAUUAACAAUCUACUACAAUGACUCAGGACUACAGGUUGCAUGAACAGUUUUGCAUUUAGUCACAAACAAUGGCUUGCUUUUUAAGGGUAAACUUAAAAUUAUAUGAAAAAAAAACCUCACAUUUAAUAAAAUGUAUUCUCUUUUACAACUUAUAACCUCAUUAUCUCUGUAAAGCUGUUUUGAGUCAAUGUUCAUUGUUAAAAGCGCUCUACGAAUA